Molecule: messenger RNA, 2789 nt
Organism: Zootermopsis nevadensis
Lineage: Eukaryota; Metazoa; Arthropoda; Insecta; Blattodea; Termopsidae
Source: RefSeq, a predicted model, not a curated record
CAUAUGCUAGUUAUGGCUCGUGCUGGCGUGCAUCAGCGAAUGCUUUCGAGAAUAUAAAAUUCAGACUUUAAAAUAUUACAGGAGCGAUGUUUAAUAAUCGGUUUUGUAAGCCAGAGCUUCCAGACGUUUUAGGAAAUAGAGCGAAAUGCGAUCUCCCACCGGGGGUCUAAAAAUAGUUAGCAUGUUUGUGCGUGAGGCAGGAUUAUCGAAGUAACAGGGGCAAAAGUUUCCAAUCUCUGUUCGUUACCUCAAAGUAGUACUUGCACGAUGAUGUCAGAGGACUGUUUGGAUUACUGAUCGAUUUUAAGAAAGGGGGAAGAAAGUGACGCGUGUCGUUGAGGUUGCCUAGUAACGAGGAGCAGAGCCUGUGUUAUCUCUUAAUUAAUUCGAACUGGUAUGGAAUUAUGGCUAUCGGCGGCAAAACGGAUGUUUCAGCCGGUAUUCCUAACAAAAUCGAAUUCCAGUGCGAAGAUGACCAAGAUAAAAAUUCUAAAGUUGCACAGGGAGAAACGAAAGAACGAUUUCAGUGUCCACGAUGUGAGAAACAUUUUGGACAUCAACAAAUCCUACAGCUUCAUUUACGGGUCCAUGAGUCAAAUGACGGCUUACAUCUGAAAACUAGUCACGAAGAGAAGGAUUCUGUUAAGAGUGAAACAGAAAUCAGCGGACAGCUCAGUAAGAAGAUGAGCUACACACAGACCAACAAUGAACGACUACAGUGUAGUCCACCAAAUAAGAAGUUCAUUGGCCUGACAAAGAUCCGUCUUGAGGAUUGCAUGCGAUGCGAUGCUUGUUCUUGCAUUUAUCUGGAUGAGAGUGACUACAACAAGCAUAUGAAAAACUUUCACCGUCAAGAUUCUCCUAAGAAACACAGACAGAAGAAGGGCUGUCGAUCUUGUUGCAAACAUUGCAACUGCAGAGGGAAUCAUCAACACCACAGUUUACAGAAAGAACGCGGUAACAACAAUCUCUUCCACUACAAUAUUAAGGAUCGGUGGAGUAAAAUGGUUUCAAGACGACUCAGUCCAGAUGAACUGAGGCAAGACAUCAAGGCUGAUCCAGAUUUUGACCCUAAUGAUUCAGCUGGAAUCUUGGAUUACAGCCAUCUGUUGAGUCAAGUAGAAGUGAAGAUCAAAACUGAGCCACCAGAAUACGAGGAAAACCUGGGACUGCCUGGAUGAAUUAACAGUGACAAACACUACAGGGUUGCCACCUCCUUAUAUUUAUAACCAUAACAUCAACAUUUUGUUAUAAAUUGUUUGUUCAGUGUUUAAGCACUCAAUAUGAGAAGUGCACAAACAAUUUAUAAUCAUAUAGAGAAAGAAUAACCAGUAACUAAAUAUUAAUACUAAUGCAUUUUAGUUCAUCAAUAUAGUUUGUGGAAUACAUAAAAAAAAUUGAUGAAAUGAACACUGUUCUUAACCUUUACUGAUCACGUAUCACUGCUUACAUGGGAUCCAGAUGGUCAUACAUUAUAAUGGCAUAUAAUUAUACUCAUUAAACUUUGGUGUUAAUGUCUGGCUGGCAGUUUUUAAUUCUCUACACCUCUGAAGAGAAAAAGAGGAAUCUAGUGAGACUGGAUUAAGAUUUAUAGUGAGCUUCAGAACUAAAUCAACUCUUCCAAUACAAUGGUUUAAAAUGUGGCUUGUAAGACUACUCAAACACUAACCUCAAAAUGCAGCUGAGACCAUCUUGUUGAAUAAAAAGAAAACAUUCCAAUUUAAAGUUCAAUAUUAUCAAUUUGUGGAAAGAUAUUCACUGCACCAUGUACCACCACACACAGAUCUAAGCACUGAUCUGAGUUAAUAUAAAUUACUAAUCCAAAGAUCAGUUACAUCUAACCCACCAAGGGCUUGAGGUUAAAGAUUCACUUACUGCAGGAGCUGGCAACUCUGGUGUUUCUUAAAAUUCAGUGAUGAAAGUAAUUUUUUUGUUACUCUGUGGUGAACAACUAUUUCAACUCUCCCAGCAUAUCACAGUCUUUUAUCUUAGUUUUCCUAUGCAUUUCAAACUCUUACUGUCAUAUUUCUGAAACAUGUAAUGAAAACGUUUUUAUGAAUUCAGUCACCAUUACUAAAACCUGUUACUAGAAUUUCAGGGCACUUUCAUAACAGACUGAAAUGGAGGACUGAAACACUAGACCAAAAAUAAAUUCACAAGUUACAGGUAACUUAUGAACUGCCACUAGUUCCUUCUGUGUUUCACUCUUCCAUACUUUGUGCAUCAAACAUGGAUGUUCAUUAAUGAUAAACUUACAUUACUAGAUUUUGUAGUAUUUUAUAUAAAAUAAUUUAUAAACUAUUUAUUGUUCAAAUAGUAUAUAAUAUAAUAUAAUAGGCACACACAAACUGUGUUUGCUGUAUGUGCAAGUCAAUUUGCUAGUCAUUUAAUUUAAGUUGUAACGUUCAAGGCUACAAAGAUUAUAAAAAUGUAAUGUGUAAGUAAUCACUUUUUCUGCUAAGCUAUAAAAACGAAGUUAUUUUAGAUAAGAUAUUCAAUUUUUUCACAUUAGUCUUUUUUGAGGUGGGAUUGAACAUAAUUAUAUAAAAUUGUGAUUGUCUUGUCAUGAAAAGCAGUGACAAACCAAGGGCCUUGUGCAAUGUAUGUUUAAGGCCAAAGGAUGGGAAAGUUUAUUACAACUGAAUAAUAACAUGCAGAAUAAAAAUACUAAAAUAUAGCACAAGUACCUUCCAACUAUGUCACUGCAAAUAUGUGUUCUUUUUCUUCUGUCCUAUCUUCUAAAUUUGUAUUGUAUGUAUGAAAUAAAUGGUGACUUCUUCAUGCUGGAA